Cyprinodon variegatus (sheepshead minnow) is the source of this 808-nucleotide messenger RNA. RefSeq names its product killer cell lectin-like receptor subfamily F member 2. Bases 211 to 633 code for a protein of 140 amino acids. The record is from RefSeq and is a predicted model, not a curated record. The transcript has 2 exons. Lineage: Eukaryota; Metazoa; Chordata; Actinopteri; Cyprinodontiformes; Cyprinodontidae.
CAGAGUUACUGCAGAGAGAAACACACAGACCUGAGCAGUGGACUGGACCAGCUGAAGGACGACCAACUGAAAAAUGUUCUACCUAAAAAUAAAAAUGUGUAUAUUGGUCUGUUCAGAGACACCUGGAGGUGGUCAGAUGGAAGCAGCUUUUCUUUCAGACACUGGAACCUUACGUUUAAUGAUGAGAAAUACAACAGUGGUCAAUGUGCCAUGACAGCGUUUGAUGAUGGAGGCAGAUGGAAGAAUGACAACUGCACGACAAAAAAACCCUUCAUCUGUUAUGAUGACAACAUGAUCUUGAUUCAAGAAAACAAAACCUGGGAAGAAGCCUUACGCUACUGCAGAACUCACUACCGUGACCUGGUCACCAUCUCCAACCUUGAUGAGCAGAGGUCCGUCCAGCAGGAAACCCAGUUUGCCUCGAGUCCUUUUGUUUGGAUGGGACUGCACUAUGCCUGCACUCUAGAUGUGUGGUUCUGGGUCACUGAUGAAGUUCUCAUUUUUGAGAACUGGGCCUUAGAAUUAAAGAUAGAUGACUGUGACAUGUCUGGAGCCAUGCAGCAAGAAGGAGAACAUAAGUGGGUGAAAGAAAAUGUUAGUGAGAAGUUUAAUUUCAUCUGUUCCAAGUGUUAAGUUUUGCAUGUUGAUGUACUAUAAUCAAACAAUAGCAAAGGUCACAGAUAUGUCAUAUUCUAAGUAGAAAUUCAACUAAAGGAAAAGAUUAUCAAUUUGAAAACAUUGAAGGUAUAUUAAUAAGAAAGGAUUAAACACUAGCAAAGUUUCACAAUAUCUACAACAGUAUAUAUAU